Molecule: messenger RNA, 1196 nt
Organism: Cheilinus undulatus (humphead wrasse)
Lineage: Eukaryota; Metazoa; Chordata; Actinopteri; Labriformes; Labridae
Product: H-2 class II histocompatibility antigen, A-U alpha chain-like
Exons: 4
Coding region: 83-823 (246 amino acids)
Biological process (GO): antigen processing and presentation of exogenous peptide antigen via MHC class II; immune response; immunoglobulin production involved in immunoglobulin-mediated immune response
Cellular component (GO): membrane; MHC class II protein complex
Molecular function (GO): MHC class II protein complex binding
Source: RefSeq, a predicted model, not a curated record
CAGACACGCAGACGCAGGUCUAACUCAAGGAAAGAAAAGAAAACUAAUAUGUUUAUACAUAUGUAGAGAUUGUGACAGAGCCAUGAGACAAUCUGCUCUCCUUAUUCUGAUGCUGAACUCCUUCUGUGCCCUCUCACAAAUCCCCCAUAAAGCUGUCUACGUCGUGGGCUGCUUUGACAACUGCAAAACUCAAGUCCAGUAUGAGUUUGACAGUGAGGAAUUUCUUUACAUGGAUUUUGAGAGGGAUGAGGUCGUUUACUCGGUGCCACCUUUUCUUCUACUGAACCCAAGUGAAGUUCUGGGUCGUGAGCAUGUUCAUAAAGAUGCUUUAAAGGCGAAAAAAGCGUGUUCUACUGUUUAUUCUUUCCUUAAAGGUCAGGGAAUACAUCCACCAGAGGAAAAAGACCCUCCUGAGAGUGUCCUCUACCCUGCAGACGAGGUUCAGCUCAACGUUGAAAACAGCCUCAUCUGCUAUGUGAACCACUUCUACCCACCAGAAAUCAAAGUCAGCUGGACUAAAAAUGGCCGUCCGGUGUCAGAGGGGGCAUUGCUCAGUCGGUAUUAUCCCAAUAAAGAUCAAACCUUCCACCAAUUCUCCACCCUGAAAUUCACACCAAAGGAGGGGGACGUUUACAGCUGCACAGUGGAGCACGUCGCUCUGGAGCAGCCUCGAACAAAGAUCUGGGCUUCCUCCACAGAUCUGGACGUCAGUCACCCCCAUCUUGGACCUGAUGUUGUCUGUGGAGCGGGUCUGAUGCUGGGUUUGCUGGGGAUCGCAGGUGGAACAUUUUUUGUGGUCAAGGGCCGACAUGCACGCCAAUAGAUUCUUCAUUUUAGAGACAUUUUCACAUCAAAACAGAAUGUUAUGAUGGUAAUUCAGCAAAAGGCUGAACUAGUGUCAUAACGCCAUACGCAGGUCUCCUGAUAGAACUACGCUGAUAGAGUUACAUAUUGCAGGUAACUGAGGCUCUCUGUGUAAAUGUGAUCUAUCUGAUGCUUUCUCCUUGUGGAAAAUGUUUGAGCAAGGAUUUCAGCUUUGAACCUUCCUUUGUAAUGUGGAAAUUUGCACAUUGUCUUUCUUGUGUAUUUUUUGCAUUAAAACUGUUUUUGUUAAAUUGUUGUAUGUCUUAAACUCAGGGUAACUGACUCACUGUUUGGUUAUAUACCUGCUAAAUGAGCUCAACACUGUUCAGAAA